This is a messenger RNA of Arachis duranensis, 3182 nucleotides long. RefSeq names its product cytochrome P450 71D10. Bases 43 to 2979 code for a protein of 978 amino acids. The transcript is spliced from 6 exons. Gene Ontology annotation, molecular function: monooxygenase activity; iron ion binding; heme binding. The record is from RefSeq and is a predicted model, not a curated record. NCBI's taxonomy places the organism in Eukaryota, Viridiplantae, Streptophyta, Magnoliopsida, Fabales, Fabaceae.
AAUUCCUUCUUCCUCAAUCUAUACAUUAUUCUAGCACAUACCAUGGACCUUCAAAACCUUAUCUCAAUCUUCACCACCUUCCUCUUUCUCUUUAUGCUAUUGAAAAUAGCCAUGAAGAAAUUUAGUUCCUCCAAGGAUAUUACCAAUUUACCCCCAGGACCAAGGAAACUACCCAUAAUAGGAAACAUGCACAACCUUGUAGGAUCAAUGCCGCAUGAAUGCCUAAGAAACUUAGCAUCCAAAUAUGGACCCUUAAUGCACCUUAAACUAGGAGAAGUGUCCCACAUCAUAGUUACAUCACCUGAAAUGGCACAAGAGAUUAUGAAGACUCAAGAUCUCAACUUUUGUGAUAGGCCAAACCUUCUCUUUGCAAGAGUCAUGAAUUACAAUCGAACAGGCAUUGUUUUUGGCCCCUAUGGAGACUAUUGGAGGCGUGUAAGAAAGAUAUGCACCACGGAGUUAUUAACAGCAAAGCGUGUUCAAUCUUUUAGACACAUAAGGGAAGCAGAGGUUUCAGAGUUGGUCAAAGCAAUAUCUCAAAGUGAAGGGUCCAUUUUUAACCUCUCUCACAAUAUUUUAUCAAUGACCUAUGGAAUAGUGGCUAGAACAGCAUUUGGUAAAAAAUAUAGUUACUACGAAGUUUUUAUAUCAUCUUUUGAAGAAGCAUUGCAAAUAGGAGGAGGACAUUGUAUUGCUGAUCUGUAUCCUUCAAUUAGAGUACUUCUUGAAAUGAUGAGUAGAGACAAAACUAAGCUUGAAGAACUGCAUUUAAAGUCGGAUAAGAUAGUACAAGACAUUAUAGAUGAUCAUAAAAAUAAAAAAGGUGGCAAAUGUGAAGAAGAAGUUGAUGAUGAAGAUCUAGUUGAUGUUCUUCUCAAAUUUCAACAAAAAGAUUCUGAAUAUCCUUUGACUAAUGAUAAUAUCAAAUCAGUCAUCCAGGACAUAUUUGUUGGUGGUGGAGAAACAUCCUCAGCGGUUGUGGAAUGGGCAAUGGCUGAAAUGAUAAAGAAACCAAAAAUGAUGGAAGCUGCUCAAGCUGAAGUUAGAAGAGUUUAUGGUAGCAAAGGGUAUGUGGAUGAAUCAGAAUUGCACCAAUUGACAUACCUUAAGUGUAUCAUCAAAGAAACCUUAAGAUUACAUCCAUCUGUGCCAUUGUUACUUCCAAGAGAGAACAGAGAACCAUGCCAAAUCAAAGGGUAUCAAAUUCCAUCCAAUUCUAGAAUUAUUAUCAAUGCUUGGGCAAUUGGAAGAGAUCCAAGGUAUUGGGUUGAUGCCAUGGAAUUUAAGCCUGAGAGGUUUGUUGAUAAUUAUUCAAUUGAGAAUAGAGGCACAAACUUUGAGUUUAUUUCAUUUGGUGGUGGAAGAAGAAUGUGUCCCGGGAUUGCAUUUGCUACACCAAACAUGGAGUUGCCACUUGCUCAAUUGCUUUAUCAUUUUGAUUGGAAGCUUCCCAACGGAAUCAAGAAUGAAGAGCUUGAUAUGAGUGAGUUGUUUGGGAUCACUAUAAGAAGAAGAAACGAUCUCUGCUUGAUUCCCAUUAUUCAUCAUCAACCUAGCCUUAUCUCCAUCUUCACCACCUUCCUCUUUCUCUUAAUGCUAUUGAAAUCAACCAUCAAGAAAUUUAGUUCUUCCAACGAUAUUACCAAUUUACCCCCAGGACCAAGAAAACUACCCAUCAUAGGAAACAUGCACAACUUAGUUGGAUCAAUGCCGCAUGAAUGCCUAAGAAACUUAGCAUCCAAAUAUGGACCUUUAAUGCAUCUUAAACUUGGAGAAGUGUCCCACAUCAUAGUUACAUCACCUGAAAUGGCACAAGAGAUUAUGAAGACUCAAGAUCUCAACUUUUGUGAUAGGCCAAACCCUCUCUUUGCAAGAAUCAUUGCUUACAAUCGCAAAGACAUUGUCUUUGGCCACUAUGGAGAUUAUUGGAGGCACGUACGAAAGAUAUGCACCAUGGAAUUAUUAACAGCAAAGCGUGUUCAAUCUUUUAGGCACAUAAGAGAAACAGAGGUUUCAGAGUUGGUCAAAGCAAUAUCUCAAAGUAAAAAAUAUAGCUAUCAGGAAUUUUUUAUAUCAUCUAUGGAGAAAGCAUUGCAAAUAGGAGGAGAAAAUUGCAUAGCUGAUCUGUAUCCUUCAAUUAGAGUACUGCUUGAAAUGAUAAGUAGAAACAAAGCUAAGCUUGAAGAACUUCAUAUAAAGAUUGAUAAGGUAUUACAAGACAUCAUAGAUGAUCAUAGAAAUAGAAAAGAUGACAAAUGUGAAGAAGAAGGCAAUGAAGAUCUAGUUGAUAUUCUUCUCAAGUUUCAACGAAAAGAUUUUGAAUAUCCCUUGACUGAUGACAACAUCAAAGCAGUCAUCCAGGACAUAUUUGCUGGUGGUGGAGAAACAUCCUCAGCAGUUGUGGAAUGGGCAAUGGCUGAAAUGAUAAAGAAAUCAAAAGUGAUGGAAGCUGCUCAAGCUGAAGUUAGAAGAGUUUAUGGUAGCAAAGGAUAUGUGGAUGAAUCAGAAUUGCACCAAUUGAUAUACCUUAAGUCUAUCAUCAAAGAAACCUUAAGGUUACAUCCAUCUUUGCCAUUGUUAGUUCCUAGAGAGAACAAAGAACCAUGCCAAAUCAAAGGGUAUCAAAUUCCAGCCAAUUCUAGAAUUAUUAUCAAUGCUUGGGCAAUUGGAAGAGAUCCAACGUAUUGGGUUGAUGCCAUGGAAUUUAAGCCUGAGAGGUUUGUUGAUAAUUAUUCAAUUGAUAGUAGAAGCACAAACUUUGAGUUUAUUCCAUUUGGUGGUGGAAGAAGAAUGUGUCCCGGGAUUGCAUUUGCUACACCAAACAUGGAGUUGCCACUUGCUCAACUUCUUUACCAUUUUGAUUGGAAGCUUCCCAAGGGAAUCAAGAAUGAGGAACUUGAUAUGACUGAGUUGUUUGGGAUCACUAUAAGAAGAAGAAAUGAUCUCUGUCUGAUCCCCAUUAUUCAUCAUCAACCUUAACAAUUAAUAUAAAUUAGGUGAAACUCAGGUGCACAGUUAACUUCACAAGUUGAUAGUUGAGAAUCGUUAAAUAAUUUGACAAGUUUAACUAAAUUGUUAUUUAGCAGCUGAGUUUUCAACUAUAAAUUAUCUCUAGCGUGAGAAAAUUAAAGGAGUGAGUUUAUAUAUUAUAUUUUAGAGUAAUUCUCCACAUUCAAGCAAUU